Molecule: messenger RNA, 1298 nt
Organism: Volvox carteri f. nagariensis
Lineage: Eukaryota; Viridiplantae; Chlorophyta; Chlorophyceae; Chlamydomonadales; Volvocaceae
Gene: rabE
Product: RabE/Rab8
Exons: 6
Coding region: 1-654 (217 amino acids)
Biological process (GO): protein secretion; regulation of exocytosis
Molecular function (GO): GTPase activity; GTP binding
Source: RefSeq, a predicted model, not a curated record
AUGGCAAGGAUACCGGGGCGUCCUGAUUACGACGCCCUGAUAAAGCUGCUGCUCGUUGGCGAUAGCGGAGUGGGGAAGUCAUGUCUCUUAUUACGUUUUACAGAUGACAUGUUUACAUCAUCCUUUAUAACAACAAUAGGCAUCGACUUCAAAAUAAAAAAGGUGGACGUAGACGGGAAGCUUGUCAAGCUGCAGAUUUGGGACACCGCAGGCCAGGAGCGGUUCAGGACCAUAACCAGCGCGUACUACAGAGGGGCUCAGGGAAUCAUCCUCGUGUACGACAUCACGGACGAGGCGUCCUUCAAUAACGUAAGGAACUGGAUGCGAAACAUCGAGCAGCACGCGUCCGACAAUGUUAACAAGAUUCUGGUGGGCAACAAGUUGGACCUGGCAGAGGACAAGCGAGUGGUCUCAAUUGCCCGGGGCCAAGCUCUGGCAGACGAGUUUGGGUUCCGCUUCUACGAGACAUCCGCAAAAGACAACGUGCACGUGGAGGAGGCCUUCAUCGCGGUGGCCAAGGACGUUCUGGCCCGUAUGGAGGGCGAGCACGCCAAUCAGCAACUCCUGCAGCAACAGCAACUCUCCGCGGCACAGCCGGUGCGGCUUACGUCGGGCAGCCCCAGCCCCGCGCAGGGGAAAUCCUGUUGCCGAUAGCGGCGCUGCCAUUCGGGGACCACGCACCGCGGUCGCCUGGCCUGGCCGGGGUUGUGUUAUCGGCAGCGGUCCGUCACGGUGCCUGAUGGCGAAGCUGUAUGAUGGCCCCCUGGGCAACUGUCGCUUAAAAUCGCAGCUGCUGUAUCUGCCUGUGUGCCAGGGGGCUAGGCUGGGGGGGGGGGCUGGGGUGGCUGCAGCGCUAUCCUCAGGAUCAGAGCUGAAGACCUUAUGGUCUCAGGAUUGGGCUUGCGGCGCGUCGUACCUCAAGUGGGUUAUAUCUCAAGUUCAGACCUGGGCUUAGGAUGUCGGUUGGCCACGCAAGGAGAGGUCCCCGGUGCCCUAGGAGGGCGAGAGGGCGCGUGUGAGGGAGAGAGGGAAGAGGCUUGCGGGACCGGCCACAUUAGAGAGCACCACCUCUCCGACGGCUCUCUCCGACGGGCCCCUGACCGCCGUCGGGGUGCACUCGGGGCUCAGAUUCAGUGGGGCAGCGGCUCUCUUGCUGGCAGUACUCUUCCCCCGUUUAGUAGAGCUGCUCCUUUGCCGUAGGAUGUAAUGUAGGGGGCAGACAUGUACGGAGAAGGAGCGUUUCUAGGGCGCGCAUUGCUGUUGCUGAGGCGAGUCCGAGGGCGACGCACAGCGGAUCC